This is a messenger RNA of Phialemonium atrogriseum, 771 nucleotides long. RefSeq names its product TATA binding protein. Gene Ontology annotation, biological process: DNA-templated transcription initiation. Gene Ontology annotation, molecular function: DNA binding; RNA polymerase II general transcription initiation factor activity. NCBI's taxonomy places the organism in Eukaryota, Fungi, Ascomycota, Sordariomycetes, Cephalothecales, Cephalothecaceae. The transcript has 4 exons. The record is from RefSeq and is a predicted model, not a curated record. The coding region runs from base 1 to 771 and encodes 256 amino acids.
AUGGAGGCCAUUCAGACCCACCCUUCCAAUGCGGCACAGGCUAAGGCCUUCACUGCUCCCGGGUCCCUUUCGUUCCCCGGUGGUGCUGGCGAGCUCACGCCCCCUUCCACUGCCGGCGACAAAGGACCAGCAAUGAAUGGCGGUCACCAGCUAGGCUCUCAAGCCUCUAACGGCACUGGGGUGAUUCCCGCGACUCCUGCUGCGACUCCUGCUGCCACGCAGGGAGGAAGUGGUCUGACACCUACUUUGCAGAACAUCGUUGCCACCGUCAACUUGGAUUGUCGCUUGGAUCUGAAGACGAUUGCCCUGCAUGCGAGGAAUGCUGAAUACAAUCCGAAGCGUUUCGCGGCCGUCAUCAUGCGCAUUCGCGAGCCCAAGACAACUGCCCUCAUCUUCGCCUCGGGCAAGAUGGUCGUUACCGGUGCCAAGUCCGAAGACGAUUCGAAGCUCGCUUCCCGCAAGUACGCGCGUAUCAUCCAGAAGCUCGGCUUCAACGCCAAGUUCACGGAUUUCAAGAUCCAGAAUAUUGUCGGAUCUUGCGAUAUCAAGUUCCCCAUCCGCCUCGAGGGACUGGCGUCCAAGCAUCACAACUUCAGCUCCUACGAACCCGAGUUAUUCCCUGGUCUCAUCUACCGCAUGAUCAAGCCUAAGAUUGUGCUUUUGAUCUUUGUCAGCGGCAAGAUCGUCCUCACUGGCGCCAAGGUGAGGGAGGAGAUCUAUCAAGCCUUCGAGAUGAUCUACCCCGUGCUGCAAGACUUCCGGAAGAUGUAA